This is a messenger RNA of Scheffersomyces coipomensis, 1809 nucleotides long. RefSeq names its product ATP-dependent RNA helicase (gene DBP5). Lineage: Eukaryota; Fungi; Ascomycota; Pichiomycetes; Serinales; Debaryomycetaceae. Gene Ontology annotation, biological process: poly(A)+ mRNA export from nucleus. Gene Ontology annotation, cellular component: nucleus; cytoplasmic stress granule. The record is from RefSeq and is a predicted model, not a curated record. The transcript has 2 exons. The coding region runs from base 238 to 1704 and encodes 488 amino acids. Gene Ontology annotation, molecular function: RNA helicase activity; ATP binding; RNA binding.
UAGGCCUGGCUAGCUCAAUGGCUAGAGCGUUUGACUUUUAAUUCCAAUAAUCAAUUCAGAUUUAAGAGGUAUCAAAAGGCUGCGGGUUCGAGUCCCGCGUCGGGCUUAUUUCUUUUUUUAUUUUUUUUGAUGAACUUUUUUCUUUUUUUUUCCUUUGAACAACAAAAAGGUUCAAACCGAAAUGGCUUUACCACCAUCAAUUUCUAUCAUUUAUAGAUCCUGAAUAAUCAAUCAAAUAUGGCUGCUGAAAAGAGAGUUGAGGCCGAUGCAGCUGAAUUGCUAUCGUCUCUUUCCAUAGGCGGAACUGAAGCUCCUGCCGAUACUACUACUAAAGAAGAUAAGAUUGUUAAAGAAGAUGUACCAGUAGUGGAAAAGAAAGAAGAACCAAAGGUUGAAGAACCAGUGGUGGAAAAGAAAGAAGAUUCAAAAGUAGAAACUCCAGAGACUAAUUUGAUAUCUUCCACCUAUGAUGUUAAAGUCAAACUUGCUGAUAUUCAAGCUGAUCCAAACUCACCAUUAUAUUCCGUUAAAUCAUUUGAAGAAUUAGGUUUAUCACCUGAAUUAUUAAAAGGGUUAUAUGCCAUGAAAUUCAAUAAACCAUCCAAGAUUCAAGAAAAAGCAUUACCAUUAUUGAUUUCAAACCCUCCAAGAAAUAUGAUAGGUCAAUCUCAAUCAGGUACUGGUAAAACUGGUGCCUUUUCAUUAACUAUGUUAUCAAGAGUUGAUGAAUCAAAGCCUGUUACUCAAUGUCUUUGUUUAGCUCCAACUAGAGAAUUAGCAAGACAAACUUUAGAAGUCAUUUCUACUAUGGGUAAAUUCACCAAAGUUACAACUCAAUUGAUUGUUCCAAAUUCUUUAGAAAGAGGUCAAAGUACAAAUGCUCAUAUUCUUGUGGGUACUCCUGGUUUAGUGGUUGAUUUAGCUAGAAGAAAAUUAAUUAAUCUUAGUACCGUUAAAACUUUCGUAUUAGAUGAAGCUGAUAAUAUGUUGGAUGCUCAAGGUUUAGGUGAUCAAUGUCUUAGAGUUAAAAGACUUUUACCAAGAGAAGCUCAAUUAGUAUUAUUCUCUGCAACUUUUGCUGAUAAAGUUAGAGCUUAUGCUGAAAAAUUCGUUCCAAACGCUAAUUCAUUAGAAUUGAAACAAGAAGAAUUGAAUGUCGAUGGUAUCAAACAAUUAUAUAUGGAUUGUGAUUCUGAAAAUCAUAAAUUCGAAGUUUUAUGUGAAUUAUAUGGAUUAUUAACUAUUGGUUCCUCCAUUAUAUUCGUGGAAAGAAAAGAAACUGCUAAUAUUUUAUAUGCUAAGAUGAAAAAGGAAGGUCAUAUGUGUUCUAUUUUACAUGGUGGUUUAGAAACUUCAGAAAGAGAUAAAUUAAUUGAUGAUUUUAGAGAAGGUAGAUCUAAAGUUUUAAUCACUACUAAUGUAUUGGCAAGAGGUAUUGAUAUUGCUUCUGUUUCAAUGGUGGUUAAUUAUGAUUUACCAGUUGAUAAAGAUGGUCAUGCUGAUCCUUCAACUUAUUUACAUAGAAUCGGUAGAACUGGUAGAUUUGGUAGAGUUGGUGUUUCAAUUUCUUUUAUUCAUGAUAAAAGAUCUUAUGAAAUUUUAAUGAGAAUUAGAGAAUAUUUUGGAAAUAUUGAAAUGACAAGAGUUCCAACUGAUGAUUGGGAUGAAGUUGAAAAGAUUGUUAAAGCAGUCAUUAAGGGAUAAAUAUUCCUAAAUCAUAAUUAAAUAUUAUACAUAGUUUCUACUUUAUAUAGAACUUUUUUUUUUUAUGAAUGUAAUAUAUAGAUAGCUUUUUGACAUUUAUACAAG